Molecule: messenger RNA, 555 nt
Organism: Lactuca sativa (garden lettuce)
Lineage: Eukaryota; Viridiplantae; Streptophyta; Magnoliopsida; Asterales; Asteraceae
Source: the annotation of a RefSeq genome assembly
AUGAGUUGUCGAUCAGAACAUAUAUGGAUAGAACCUAUAACGGGGGCUCGAAAAACAAGUAAUUUCUGCUGGGCUGUUAUCCUUUUUUUAGGUUCAUUAGGAUUCUUGUUGGUUGGAACCUCGAGUUAUCUUGGUAGAAAUUUGAUAUCUUUAUUUCCGUCUCAGGAAAUAGUUUUUUUUCCACAAGGAAUUGUGAUGUCUUUCUACGGAAUCGCGGGUCUUUUUAUUAGCUCCUAUUUAUGGUGCACAAUUUCGUGGAAUGUAGGUAGUGGUUAUGAUCGAUUUGAUAGAAAAGACGGAAUAGUGUGUAUCUUUCGUUGGGGAUUUCCUGGAAAAAAUCGUCGGGUCUUCCUCCAAUUUCUUAUAAAAGAUAUUCAGUCUGUCAGAAUAGAAGUGAAAGAAGGUAUUUAUGCUCGUCGUGUCCUUUAUAUGGAUAUCAGAGGCCAGGGAGCCAUUCCAUUGACUCGUACUGAUGAGAAUUUUACUCCACGGGAAAUGGAACAAAAAGCUGCUGAAUUGGCCUAUUUCUUGCGUGUACCAAUUGAAGUAUUUUAA